CUUGUCAGUGGCGCUGCGCGGAGAAAAGGCCGAGGCAGCAGCGGACUGUCGCCCCUCGCUCGUCUCCUGCUCGACUCCCAGCAGCUUCCUCCCCCAAUGGCAACGACGGCGGCCGAGCAGCGGGAACCGGCGGACGCCGCCGCGCUGUCCACGCUCCCCGACUGCCGCGGCCACCGCAGCAACGGCAACAACAACAACAACAAUAACAACAACAACAAAGACAGCGAGGCGGCAGAGAGCCCGAGCUCCGCCGGCGAGACCGAACCCGGGACCGCGUCGCAGAGCAUCGGCAACGGCUCGGUCAUCAACCCCACCGGGGGGAGCAACGGCAAGUGGGUCCGGCUGAACGUCGGCGGCACCGUGUUCCUCACGACCCGGCAGACCCUCCUCAAGGAGCAAACUUCGUUCCUGUACCGGCUGUGCCAGCAGCAGGACCUGCACUCAGACACGGAUGAGUCGGGGGCCUAUGUGAUUGACAGAGACCCCACCUACUUCGGUCCCAUCCUAAACUACUUGCGGCACGGCAAACUGGUCUACAACAAGGAGCUGGCUGAAGAAGGUGUCCUGGAGGAGGCCGAGUUUUACAACAUCACGCCCCUGAUCAAAUUGAUCAAGGAGAGGAUCGUGGAGAGAGACUCCAAAGCCACGCAGCAGGUGCCCCCCAAGCACGUCUAUCGGGUGUUGCAGUGUCAGGAGGAGGAGCUGACCCAGAUGGUCUCCACGAUGUCGGACGGCUGGAAGUUUGAGCAGGUCAGCGUGCGCACCUGCAGAAAGCCCCGCACCGGACUGCUCUGGACUAUGGUGAACAUCGGCUCGUCGUACAGCUACGGAACAGAAGACCAAGCAGAGUUCCUGUGUGUCGUGUCCAAGGAGCUUCACACGCCUGGGUCUGGACUGGGUACAGAGCAGAGCCACAAAACGAAGCCGGCGGAGCUGCAGGAGGAGGAAGCAGCGAAGGAUGAGGAUGAGGAAGAGGAGGAGGAGGGAGGGAGAGAAACCACACCAAAUGAGUGGCUUAGAGAAUGAGGGAGUCAUGUUGCUUUGUUCCAAAGAGAGGUGGGAUUGGCUUUUCCAGAUCCAUGGGUCACGGAUGUAAAAUAUCUAGAGAAUUUUACUUAUUUUCCUCGGAGGCUCAUUACAACUUUCUGUACAUUAUGUCGUGUGUUGUGUGUCAAUGGGCCGUCAUCAAAAACAGAGUAGUAGCGUUUUUAUCAGUGCACUGACAAAAUUACAGAUUACCAAAAAUAUUUUCCAGUGAUUAUUGUUAAAAAUAAAUCCUGUGUGCAGAUGUUAUAUUGCUAAGUAGUGGAGCUUAGUAAAUUAUAACCAAAGAUCCAGAUGAAAGCAGACUGAACCAUGGUGCUUAACUAAGAUCACCUUGAUCCUGAUUAGGUUCACAGCGAGGAGCGGUUGCUGCGUCACCGUGAUCCAACCGACAUCGGAGGUUGCUAAUAGAUCAGAAUGCAUCCGUUUUGUUUUCAGACAUGGACUCCAGAGGAUGUCCGCAGAAUUGGGUGCGGACGUUCUCCAGAGUUUGCCUUUCACAAAUGAACAAUACAGCAGGAGAUUCUCUGCCCACAACAAAACAAAUCUCCGGAGCGUUAGGUGGGGUAACUUUUAAAUUCCGCUCCGGAGAUCACGUUUUAGUUUUUCGACACCAACGUUGGCCCUUAUCACCAAAAGGUCUCUUGACAUCUUGGUUGGUGUCUCAUCCUGAGAUAUUUGUUAUCUUUUUGCUAUAUUCAUUUUUGCAUCUGUCAUGUGUUCAAAAUUGUCAUCAACACAACCACUCGGUCGUGGUGAAUCCUGCGGUGGAUCUCCUGCUGUGUUCGCAGAUUGGCUCAUUCGGACAUUCUCAAAAGUUUUUACUCGGGGGCUGGCCAGAAAAAACUCUCGCUCUGACAUUUAUGUUCUCACACACAACCCCUCCGGAGAAUGACAGGAGGUUAUCCGGAGUUCAGGUCUGAAAACAGUUUGGAAUUAUGAUAUAGCCUGAUGUUAACACAGCUGGUAUGGAGGCAUUCAUCAGCGAUACAAAAUGAAACCAAUGUUCCAGCGCUUUCUUUCCUCCCAAUGAUGGACGCAGUUGUUCCCCAGAUUUUGUACUGAAGCCUCUUAUCCCUGCUGUCUUCUCGUUUGAUUGCACGAGGCAAGUUUGCUCAAGAAAAAAGAAUCACCAUGGCUGCUGAGAAGCAGUCGCAGUGAUCCCAACAGCCGCCGACUGCAAACAUUUUUGCCAAGACCGACUCUUUGUCGUUAAACAUGUAGGGAAUGAUGUUGGUAUCGUAGUUAUUUGUUUCCCUCAGUGUGAACGUUGGUUAACACUGGUUUGAUCUCAUUCUACACAGACUCCACCGCCUGUGUGUGGCUGGAUCAGAUCUUGACAGUGUGCACUGCAUACAAAAGCUUGUCUCUCUACCUCUUUGAGUCUUAAGCCCAUCUUCCUGCAGUAGACACAGGUUUGAAUAAGCUCCGGCUCCGAUUGGCACUGAUUGAAACAUGACACCCGGGUGAACGCGCUAAUUUGACUAGACAGCGAGGUGAGAGAGCGCCUCAGUUUUUGGUGCAUCAGUGACGUCGAACAUGAUUCACCAGAAAAAAACUGAAAGACACUCACCUACUGGUAGUGAAAGUCAGGCUUUUUUGGGGGGGGUUUCCCAAAGUUAAUUUUGGUGUAAAAGAAGUAUUACUGAGAGAUGGCCUCCGUAUGCAAGUCAGCACACCUUCAGUUUGCUUUUAGGUUUAGUUUUGUGCUGUGAGUGUGAGCAUUGGUUAACACUGAUUUGAUCUUGCUGUAAACACUGUUAGCUUAGUUUAUAUGGGUUUGAUUGGCAGAGAGAGUCCAACAGGGCCCGGAUUAGGAGCACACACACACCUCUCUACAUUUCACCCUGCACCAGCUCCCUGACACAUACCUGCAUCACCACGUGCACGGUGCACGCUCAACAGCAGUGUCGUCUCAGUAUGCCGCCCUGGCCGCGAUCCACAGCCAGCUUUCAGCCCCAGCUGACAGAGAGAUGUCGGCGUGCGUCAGGAAAGGCUCGAACAGAGAGAGGAGUAGAGGGUGCGUCAGGGGAGUCGAGUGUCCUCUGUCUGUGGUUGUUAGGAUAAGGAGCAGCACUUAAAUCCCACUAUCAGCUCAGUGCAGGUGUAUGGUUUAAAAUAGGUGGUCGGAUAACGCGUGACUUAACGAUCUCUGCUGGCAAACGGUAGGAACUGCACUACAUUGAGUCCCAUGCACACAACUCCUGACAGCUCUAAUGACUUUAAAUACACCAAGUGCAAGAUAAUUCAUUUGUAGAUGUCAUUCUGCAAAUUCUCCUCCCAUGAGGAUUUGACCGCAAUCUGGAGGUGUAGUUGUUGGAUGUCAGAAAGCCUUACUUUAAAAAACUGUUUUAUCAGUAGAUAUUGUGUAAAUACUAGGGUUGUCAAAAAAAACUCUACAUUUAUCUAAUUAUAGAAAAAUAAUACAUCAAAAAAAUUACUUAAAUCAAACUCACUCUAUGAUGUCGCUGUGAUGUCAUCUUCCUGUGUCUGGUCCGUCGGCGCUCUUGCUCUCGACUGGUGACAAACUAUCGAUUUCCUUUUUUCCCCCGCCAGUAGAAAAGAUCAUUAAAUUCCUCACAGUCCCAAAUGUCUGACGAGGACAGUGCAGACGAGGAAUCAACUGAUGGUCUCGUGUUGGAAAAAACAAAGCACAGAAAAGGCUCACGCAGUUCACGUAGUUGAGAUAUUUGCAAAGAAAGACCAAGUUAAACACAAAGCACAACAGCACAGAUAUAGUGGCAGCGUCACAUAACCUUACGUUUACAUUUUGUACAUUUAUUAUUCAAUGCACUGCUUGACUUGCUUCUCACAGCAAAUACUGACGUGUGCGAUUAUUUUAGAUUAAUUAAGCACAAAGCAUGUCAAUUAAUCAGAUUGUUUUUCUUGACAGCCCUAGUAAAUGCACUAUUUAACCAAAUCAUCGUAGAACAAAUGCUACCGUGGAAAUGGGGCAAUAUGUCCACGUACAGUUAUCUAGUUCGCCAAGCAGACGUUCCAAAAGUUAGCUAUACUUGCCAAAUCAGCUAAACUCGCCAACAGCUGUCUAGAUACGAUGGUCAACAGCUUUCAAAACAUCCUGUAAUGUAUGAUAAUGAAUGACUAGAAUAAGAAAGCACUGUCAACCUCAUUUACUGAUUUACAGUUUUUAGGGCAACACCAGGAUGCUUUUAUGCCAUAAAAUAGCAGCUGGUUCACAGAUUUUGGAUAGUGAGAAUGUUUCCUCUUUCCUUCCCGGUCCUCACCCUGAACCUCUCUUCUUGCUCUGUGGUGAGUGGAUACGUUCUCCUGUGAGAAGUGUGGAACUGACUGAUAGUCACAGCUUAAAUUGUCAGAAUCAGGCCCAGCGAGUUCAAGAGUAAUACUGAAGAUCGGUCAUUGAAAACCAGUGGUUAUCUCCAAUAUUCAGUGCAGUCGUGAUAAUGCCCAUAAAAAUAUUUUAGACUUUUAAGUUUGGUCCACGUCCCAUCCACUAAUAUGGAGGAGGCAGGAUCUUUUACCUAUACUGCAGCCAGCCAUCAGCUGACCAUCGAGACAUUUUGGCUUCACUUUGGGAGCUGUCAUGUCGUCCAUCUUUACACACAAACAAAUUCAUUACGUGGGGCUGCAGAGGGCGCUGUUGCUCAGUUAAAGUUACAUAGUGUUGCUUGAAUUUACUUUAGCGAACGUUAUUCCAACGUGGUUUGCUCCUUGGCCCCACUCCCUGAGGUUGGUCACCACCAGAGAGAUAUUUUCUACGACCACAUUGAGCGUUUGCCGUCGGCACCUCAUGUCGGCCCCCCCUUUGCUGUAUAGCUCCUGUGUAACACUGACUGACCCACAACAUGCAGGAAAUACACCUGAGGCAAUAAGCAGUUAGAGUGUGAGACAAUCGAAAAUUUAGAUCGUAGUUGGAAACUUUUUUUAGUAACAUUUUGAUAAUUGAAUCUGAAAAAACAUACGCAAAUACAAUAAUGUGUGUGUGUGUGUGUGAUAAGGUAAAGUGUCUUGUCCGUUUAUAGCAUAGAAACAGAUGUUUGGACCUUUAGGAUCCUUGCAAUACCUUAUUAGUUGGAUUAGGUGAAUACAGUAAAUGUAAGAAUAGUGAAGAUACAGUUACGCAUCAUGCUUACGAUAAUCACAACCAAGACAUUAGAAGGAGGGAGAAGACUGAAAGAGACAGAGUUUUGUUCAUUGUUCUGUUACUUCAGCUUUUUUCUAACUUGGAUCAUUCGGUGCCUUGAGGUCAAACAGAUAAACUGGGCGUGUCUAAAGACUGAUGUGUCACAUUCAACGUAGGCGUCACCACAUGCAUUUUUUUAAUCAGCUGUUUUAAUAUUUCAGUCAAAAAAUGGGUCUUUCGACCACCUCCCUAAGAGUCCAUUCCAGGUUUGUUCCUUGUUUGAAUUUGUAUAUUUCUUUCAGCACAUGACAAUUGUAUUUUUUUUCAGGAGUUCAAGAGAUAAAGGUGAUACACACACUGAACAUGCAGUGGGAUGUCUUAUGUUUUUUUCCCUAUCAGUAUUCAAGAGCUUCAUCUUUCAGUUUGAGAGCAGGACCUAUUGAUUUCACGUUCAGAUUUUGUAAUGCUGUAACUCAAAACCCUGCGCUUGCACUCAAAUGGCCCCUGCUUUGACAGAUUUCCUGAACUCCAGCUUUAGCUCUUUUCAUGCUCUCGCUGCUUCUGUGUGCGUGUGACACGUCUGCUCUCGGUUUCUCCUCUGCCCUUGGAUUUUUUUGCGCAACAAGUCAAAAUUCCCCUACCAAUAGAAUGCCAAGUGUAGUGCUGAAUAAUCGAUGUGGGUGUGUUAACUUUACUAUAACACUCCCGCAUUCCACUGCCUUAUAACCUCAGCUUCCUGUGGUUAGGGUUAAACCUUUGGGUGUGCGUGAAGCAAACUCAUCACCUUCAUGGGGCAGAAGUCCAGCAGAUCCCUGUUCCACAUGGUAAAUAAAUGCAGCCCUGUCUCUUUCCAUUUAUUCAGCUAUCAACUAUGUAGUUCAUUUUAAAAACGCAACGACAGGGGCUUGAUGCUGGAGUGUACCGCUCCUGCUGGACUCCUGCUCCAUGAAGGUGAAAAAAAUCGAAGAGCAGACAUUACAUGUGCACAGAAAAGCAGCAUGAGCGCUUGUAUAAUCUGUACAAUCGACAAAAUAUCUGAGUGCAAUCACACGAUUUGAAAGGAAGCACAUGCAUGUGCAGGGUUUUGAGUUAAAGCGUUAUAAAAUAUGAAAUCACUAAAUCCUGCUCCCAAACAGGAAACACCACGCUCUUGAAUAAGGACAGGUGACAAAAACCCAAUGUUUGAGGUAAUGCUGUUUGAAGCAGCUCGUGUAGAAGGUUUUAGCUGUUUUGUAUAAAACGUCAUGCCUUUUUUGUACAUUUGUGUUGUCUUAUUUAUUCUUGAGGUUUUUUUUUUUAAUGCUACAAAGUGAAAAGAACUUGGGCUUGAAUUUUUUUUAGUGGGGUUGGGGGUUGAUGUCAUCUGUGGGUGGGUUAUCUUUUUAUGUUUCACUGACCUGAUGAUCUUCAACAGUUACAAAAGAAAAGUCAAUCAGAUUUUUGCUGAAUAUGUUAGAUUUUAGUUCACAUAAAUGCUGUUGAACAGAUGCCAACCCAAAAAUAGAGUUGAGAGUUGUCCUUUCAAAAUACAAAUGUAUUAGCAUUAGGUCAGUUUUAUAAACCUCGUUUGGUUUACUGGAUUCACGCUGAAUUGAUCCACAUGUACACUAUUCUUUGGAGGGUUUCUGCUGUACUAUAGUGUGUUUGCACAUGGUAUUUGAAGUGUAAAAGUCUAAACAACAGUGCUCUUUUAUUACUCUUUCCAAAAAAAAAAACAUCUUUAUCUGAUGCUGGAGUUCUUUUUCUGCUGUUCACCUGAUGUCAUAUCUGAAUUCAAAAAACAAUGUGACAUGAAUUUAAGGCCUCGGAUAAAACUGCUUCAACAAACACUGUGUGAACAAAAUACGUCUUCAUCAAUGUGAUUAUUUAACUUCUUUUUUUCCCCUUUUUUUACUUAUUGUAAAUGAAUGUCGCUGUUCUACAAAAAUAAAACUUUGUUCUUUGGUUUGAAAUAA
Messenger RNA from Hippoglossus stenolepis (Pacific halibut), 7101 nucleotides. RefSeq names its product potassium channel tetramerization domain containing 17 (gene kctd17). NCBI's taxonomy places the organism in Eukaryota, Metazoa, Chordata, Actinopteri, Pleuronectiformes, Pleuronectidae. Gene Ontology annotation, biological process: proteasome-mediated ubiquitin-dependent protein catabolic process; protein homooligomerization. Gene Ontology annotation, molecular function: cullin family protein binding. The coding region runs from base 97 to 1026 and encodes 309 amino acids. The transcript is spliced from 7 exons. Gene Ontology annotation, cellular component: Cul3-RING ubiquitin ligase complex; cytoplasm. The record is from RefSeq and is a predicted model, not a curated record.